Molecule: messenger RNA, 984 nt
Organism: Brassica napus (rape)
Lineage: Eukaryota; Viridiplantae; Streptophyta; Magnoliopsida; Brassicales; Brassicaceae
Exons: 1
Coding region: 1-984 (327 amino acids)
Molecular function (GO): zinc ion binding; nucleic acid binding
Source: RefSeq, a predicted model, not a curated record
AUGGCGAAUGCGACGGAUCUUGAUGGUAAUCACACCUCUCGGGAUCAUUACGAGAAUCCGUACUUUCUCCAUUCUUCGGACCAUGCUGGAUUGGUACUUGUUUAUGAUCAAUUGACUUAUGGAUCUGAGUUUCAUUCUUGGAGACGCUCGAUACGUAUGGCAUUGAAUGUUCGUAACAAGCUUGGCUUCAUUGACGGCACGAUUCCUCAACUUCCAUCGAGUGAUCGUCAUGCUGGUUCUUGGUCAAGGUGUAACGAUAUGGUGGCGACUUGGCUUAUCAAUUCUGUUUCCAAGAAGAUUGGACAAAGUCUUUUAUUCAUGCCUACGGCUGCAGCUAUUUGGACGAACCUUAUGUCUCGCUUUAAGCAAGAUGACGCUCCUCGGGUGUAUGAGAUAGAGCAGCGUCUUAGCUCGAUUCAGCAAGGUUCGAUGGAUGUGAGUACUUACUACACUGAGCUUGUUACACUAUGGGAAGAACAUAAGAACAAUGUGGACUUGCCAGUUUGUACUUGUGGCCAUUGUGAAUGUGAUGCAGCUAUGCUUUGGGAGAGAUUGCAACAACGAAGCCGUGUUACCAAGUUUCUUAUGGGACUGAAUGAAGCUUAUGAACCAACGCGCCGUCAUAUCCUUAUGUUGAAGCCAAUUCCGAUGAUUGAUGAUGUGUUCAGCAUGGUAUCUCAAGAUGAAAGGCAGAAGAAUCUAAAUCCUUCUAUCAAGACAGAUGCAGUUGUGUUUCAGACUUCGGCUCCUCCUGAUGCAGCUCCUAUUGGUUUCUAUAAUGGCCAACUUGACAACGCUGCUUAUGCUGCUCAGUAUCGUCCUUAUAAUAAGAUGGUUUGCACACACUGUGGUCGCACUGGUCAUACUAUUCAGAAAUGCUACAAAUUGAAUGGUUAUCCUCCAGGACACAAACUGCAUAACCGUUCUUUUGGUCAAGCUCCUGCUCGCAGCAAUCUUCAGAAUGGUCAGCGUAGCUCUCCUUAG